Messenger RNA from Vicia villosa (hairy vetch), 384 nucleotides. RefSeq lists its product as uncharacterized. The coding region runs from base 1 to 384 and encodes 127 amino acids. The transcript has a single exon. Lineage: Eukaryota; Viridiplantae; Streptophyta; Magnoliopsida; Fabales; Fabaceae. The record is from RefSeq and is a predicted model, not a curated record.
AUGCAAUGUUUCGUCGGCGAUUCCGGAUGUCGGAAGGACAUCGAACGUGCAUUUGGAGUGUUGCAAGCUCGAUUUAAAAUCAUCCGCGAACCUGCCCGUUUGUGGGACAUAACCGAUUUGGCUCUCAUCAUGAGGUCAUGUAUCAUAUUACAUAAUAUGAUUGUUAAGGAUGAACGAGAUACAUAUGCUCAACAUUGGACAGAUUAUGACCAAUAUGAGGCAAGUGAGUCUAGUACACCAGAGUCAUUCUCGACCGAGGUGCUACCUGCAUUUGCGAAUCAUGUGUGUGCUAGAUAUGUGAUUCGUGAUUCAAAUGUCCAUCACGAAUUACAAGCAGAUCUAGUCAAACACAUAUGGACAAAGUUCAGAAUGUUUCAUGAUUAA